GGUUGAGUGUGAGUAGCAGACGACACAGAGCAGAGAACGUCGUUUAACAAACAAGUCGUUAACUCGCCGUAAGACAAGUGACAAGUAUCCUGCAUCAACCGUUCCUCAACUCUCCACUGCAUUCAGUGGACUUUUGAAAAAAACUACUCAAAAAUAACAUUUUAAAUAUAGUUUUCUUGAUUUGUGAGUAUCAGCGCGAAGCGGCUUUAUGUUUAUGUUUGUUUUGCUUAGGCUGCGGUAUCUUAUUGAUUCUAAAAUGAACCGGCCCAAAUUUUCAUUUGGAGCCAUAAAGUUUUCCCCAGCGGAGGGAAAAUCUGAACCCAAAGAGGAAAGUGGUUCAUUUGGGUCAUUUGGAUCUUUUGGGAAGAAACAAAGUAAGAAUCAAAAGGGUCCUGUAGCUAUAGAAUCAGAAGCCACUGAAGAUGAAGAGCUUAAACGUGUUGAGUCCACUAUGGGGUUUAGCGGAUUUGGAAAAAGCGCAAAACAGUUUGAUCUAAACGAAAUGAUUGAAACUGCUAGAAAAACAGCCAAGGAGCGUACUGUUUCCACCACAGUUGAUACUAGCAUUAAAGAGCUAUCCAUAGCAGGAUCUUCAAAACAGCCAGAUCCUACUCCUAGUGCAAAAGGAGGCAAGAGUGAUGAAGAGGAUGAUGAUGAAGACGAUGAUCUAAUUGGACCACCAGUACCAAAGCCAGUAUCAGAAGGAGACAGUAAAACGAAAUUGUCUAGUAAAGAUCCUGAUGCUGGUGAAGAUGAUCUAAGUGAUGAAGAGCCUGAAAAACCAACUGAUAAAAUUCCCCAGAGUCAUGAAGUGGCCCUGACUCAUGGCAGCAAGGCAGUCAUUGCCCUUGGUGUGGACCCAUCUGGAGCUCGUCUUGCUUCAGGUUCAGUUGAUUAUGAAGUAAGGUUUUGGGACUUUGCGGGGAUGGAUUCCACUCUUCAAAGCUUUCGCACAUUGAUGCCCUGUGAGAACCAUCCCAUCAAGGCUCUUCAGUAUUCUUCAACUGGUGACUCCCUCCUUGUGAUAUCAGGAACAGCUCAGGCUAAGGUAAUGGAUCGUGAUGGCUUUGAGGUAGCAGAGUGUGUGAAAGGUGACCAGUAUAUCAAUGAUAUGUCAAGAACAAAAGGACACACUGCAGCUUUGAAUAGUGGGUGCUGGCAUCCCAAAAUUCGCAAUGAAUUUUUGACCUGUGCCCAAGAUAGUACGUGCCGUUUGUGGGAAAUUGAAAAGCCCAAACAACAUAAAGCUCUAAUGAAGCCUCGUAGUGCAAAUGGGCUGAAGACUGUCCCCACAACAUGCACUUACAAUCGUGAUGGAAACCUCAUAGCCUGUGCUUGUCAAGAUGGAUCAAUCCAAAUGUGGGAUCACCGUAAAGCAUUUGUUAACACAGCCAAACUGUUGCGUGAUGCACAUCAAAAGGGUACCGAUACUUCUUGCGUUGCUUUUUCCUACCUGGGACACUCAUUAGCCUCUCGAGGCUGUGACAACACAUUGAAAAUAUGGGAUCUCAGGCAGUUCAGAAAGCCUCUUCAUGUGUUUGAAGAUUUAUUUUCAAGAUAUGAAAGUACCGAUUGUAUGUUUUCCCCUGAUGAUGCACUUAUUCUAACUGGUGAAUCAGUUUUAAAAGGACAGUCAACUGGCAGAUUGUUGUUUUUUGAUGCAAAAACAUUUGAAAAAUCACAUGAGAUUGAAGUUGGUGACUCACAUGUGAUUCGGUCAGUAUGGCACCCUAAACUAAACCAACUCUUUGUGAGCUGUGGAAAUGGCAUUGUCAAGAUAUACUAUGAUCAAAAUAAAAGUAUGCGUGGUGCUAAGCUUUGUGUGAUCAAAACCAGGAGAAAACAGAAACAGAUGGAGGCUAUGGUUACACAGCAUAUCCUUACACCUCAUGCACUGCCACUGUUCAGACAAGAUAGGGCCAAAACAACACGAAAAAUCAUGGAAAAGGCUAGACAAGACCCUGUCAAAUCACACAGGCCUGAUCUCCCUAUCAAAUCAGGUCAAGGAGGUCGUGUUGCUUCAUCUGGCAGCACUUUAAGCUCAUAUGUUAUUCGUACAAUGGGUCUUAGCAAACGUGUGGAGGAUGAUCAAGACCCACGAGAAGCCAUUUUGAAAUAUGCUAAGGAUGCUGCUGAGAAUCCAUACUGGAUAUCCCCUGCCUAUGCAAAGACUCAACCUAAGACUAUAUUCCAAGGCACUGGCAAUGACGAUGACACUGAAGGUGGGGAACCAUCGGCAAAGAAACCCAAAGUAUGAGCUGAGAUCAUCUUCAACUGAUAUGUUUACUGUGUGUGUGAAUGUCUUGUAAAAAUGUGUGGCAAGGAUGUUAAUAAAAAAAUGAUGAAACAAAA
Messenger RNA from Thrips palmi, 2352 nucleotides. Its product is annotated as gastrulation defective protein 1 homolog. The transcript is spliced from 13 exons. Gene Ontology annotation, cellular component: site of double-strand break; nucleus. Gene Ontology annotation, biological process: regulation of DNA double-strand break processing. NCBI's taxonomy places the organism in Eukaryota, Metazoa, Arthropoda, Insecta, Thysanoptera, Thripidae. Gene Ontology annotation, molecular function: protein binding. The record is from RefSeq and is a predicted model, not a curated record. Bases 209 to 2257 code for a protein of 682 amino acids.